Molecule: messenger RNA, 4230 nt
Organism: Homalodisca vitripennis (glassy-winged sharpshooter)
Lineage: Eukaryota; Metazoa; Arthropoda; Insecta; Hemiptera; Cicadellidae
Product: protein Wnt-5a-like
Exons: 7
Coding region: 419-1495 (358 amino acids)
Biological process (GO): multicellular organism development; neuron differentiation; canonical Wnt signaling pathway
Cellular component (GO): extracellular region
Molecular function (GO): cytokine activity; frizzled binding
Source: RefSeq, a predicted model, not a curated record
CCAGGAGAGCACGUAGUUGUAUUGUCUAGAGACGUGUUCCUACGCGCUCCCAUCACGUAGUCGAAACUGGCAGAAAAUUACAAAGAAUUUCCUACAGUCUUUAAUAAAUGACUGAAUAUGCAUACAUACAUCAUGUACUAAUAUUUCAAUUUAUAAUUUAGUAUAAAUAAAUAACAAAUUAAUUUAUGUGUCAAUAUAACCUUUUGAAUAUUUAAUAUUUAAAUUAUAUAUUGACAUUUUAAUAUUGAAUGAUAUGAAAUAAUUUUUCUGAGCAUUUCUCCAACUUGUUUAUCGACUAGACGGUUUUCAUACUUGAAUUAGUUCAAUUGUGGAGUAUACUAAGCUUAUUGCGUGUAUUUUAGCGUUCUGUGUUAGUGUUGUGGGUUCGGACAUGUGAUAACGAUUAUUUGGAAUAAAGAUGUGGACGAUAUUUUGGUGCUCGUGGAUUCUUCUGGUGUUUUCCACGCUGGUGUCUGCAACACUCGCUGUUACUGAACCUCACUUUGGGAGUUGGAUGCACAUGGGACUCUUGGAGGAGACGUCUGAGCCUCUACCAUGUGGUAGGACUCCGGGCCUAUCACCUGGGCAGACCAAACUGUGUCAUCUCUACGAAGACCACAUGCCUGGGGUCGGCCGAGGUGCCAGGGCAGGCAUAGACGAGUGCCAGUGGCAGUUUCGACACCGACGAUGGAACUGCUCUAUCGUCAAUGACGCCACCGUCUUCGGUCCUGUCGUCAAAAUUGCCAGCAGGGAGGCAGCAUUCACCCACGCCAUCGCAGCGGCUGGAGUGGUCUACUCCAUCGCGAGAGCUUGCAGAGAUGGCCAACUUAGCUCCUGCGGCUGCUCCAGAUCAGGGAGACCACGAGAUCUGCACCGAGACUGGAUAUGGGGAGGGUGUGGAGACAACCUCGAGUAUGGAUAUAGGUUUACUCAGGGGUUUGUUGACGUCCGGGAAAGAGAGAGGACGUUCAGAAGAGGGUCUAGGGAGCAGGCACGUGCUUUAAUGAACCUCCACAACAACGAAGCUGGUCGAAGGGCGGUGAUCAAGACGGCUCAAGUGACCUGCAAGUGUCACGGGGUUUCCGGAUCCUGCAGCCUUAUCACGUGCUGGCAGCAGAUGCCUUCUUUUCGGCGGAUCGGUGACUAUCUGAAAGAUAAGUACGACGGUGCUACAGAGGUGAGAGCCAACAAACGCGGCAAACUCCAGAUUCGAGACCGCAGGUUCAACCUGCCCACCGCCAACGACCUGGUGUACAUCGAGGAGUCACCUAACUAUUGCCUUCGCAACCUCACACUGGGCUCACUCGGUACUCAGGGGCGAGUCUGCAACAGGACCUCUCACGGCAUGGACGGCUGCAACUUGAUGUGCUGCGGCCGCGGCUACAACACGCAGAAGGUCACUGUCAAAGAACGUUGCAACUGCAAAUUCCACUGGUGCUGUUUUGUCGACUGCAAGACCUGCAUCAAGACUGUGGACAUCCACACCUGCAAGUAGUUCCUUCUCUUGGAGCUCUUCCAUACCAUCCCACCUCGACUUUACCUGCUGUCCAGAAAUCGCCGUUUACAGAGCAAUAACGAAAUCUUUGCUGCUGUUUCUUCGAGAACAAGACUAUCAAGCACAGGUGAUCGGUACACAUCCACACCUAAUUAUUUCUCCUGGGUUUCUCCCAAACUAUUCCAAUUGUACAUCCUGAUUAAAAGUAUUUCCAAAGGUAUGAGAUCUGCUUGGUUGGCUGAAAACAUUCAAGAUCUUGGACAUCUCCACUUGCAGUCAUUUCUUACCGUAUUUAUCGUGGAACACUUAUUUACGAAUAUACAAUUUUAUAAACUAAUACACUCCUAAUUCCACUACUCUAACAGCUACAAGAUCUUCUUUUCGGAAGAGGGCAUACCUGUAGUAAUUUGUUGAAUCUUUAUUGCACCUCAACUUAACCAUAUUGAUAACAGUAAUGUUGAUGGGAUUUACUGGUGCUACUUCGUCGAUUGCAAAACAUUUAAGACUGGGUGUCAGUGUUACGGUUCCUUCUAAUGCAAGACUCUUGUAAUAAGAUUGAACAGAACAGUGUUGUAUAUUAUUUUUAAACUCUCCCUAAUCAUUCUACUUGACUGUAUAAUCCUGAUAUUAAUAUUCUCGUGGAUAAUAAUAUGCUGCUCUGUCGAUAAGAAACAUGCACCAAGCCAAUGUCCUGGAGAUAUUCAUCAUAUUUGACUCUACUACCCUUUAUUUAUGUACCAAUAUUACGUAAUACGUGAAAUAUUACGUACUCAAGUUUGUGAGUACAAGACUGAAGAUAUCAAUACUCAUAAGCGGCUCUUAUACUUUGGCAUAAGAUUGUACAGAUGUACAAUACAGUGGUAUUGUAUAUGCGGAUUGUACUUUAUUUUUAUAAAUUAACGGAUUGUACUGAAUAGAAUCUCAAUGGGUGUCAAGUCAAAUGAUUCGGGACAUUCACCCUUUUCAAGAUUUUGUCUUGUGAGAGAAAUAUCUCCAAUCUACCCCGUCCUAUUUACAACGUAAGUCAGCAUCAUCUAGCACUAAACUGCCUCCAAGCAUACAAGGCACGCUGCACUAAUUGUAUCCUUGUAUCCUGCUGAGAUGUCCAACUUCGUGGAAGUUUGCUGUAAUUUAGACAAUUUUGAAGAUAUCUAAGAUGAAUUUUCUUUGCGUAAAUAAUUUCAGUAUUUCAUAAUAACAUAUUUAUUUAUAUUUAAUAUAAACAGUUAAGUAUUGUCAUUAUAUUAGUGAAGCUUACUUUAUUACUUACCCUCCUCAUCAAAGGUAAUCUAAAUAUCUUUUGCCGCUUAUUUCCACGUAUGCUUAUUUCAGUUUUUAAAAAUAUUUUUACACUUUUAGAGGAAUUAAAUUAUUAAUUUUUAAUAUUGGGAUUAAAGACUGUUAUGUGUGUACUUGUGCACUACACUCAGAAUAACAUGUUAACCCGUAUCAGCCCAGAUAAUAAAGUGAGAAAUGAACAUUCUGUGUGAGGAUUGACUAUAUCUCUGUGUCUUUAUGACUGUUACGGGAUAAAAAAAUAAAUGUAACUGAUAGAAAUGUAAUAAACGUUCUCACUUCUAUACUUGCUCUGUCUUGUACAACCCAUUGUUAUAAACGUACUGCCAUGCCUCCUUGUUACUAUUAAACCUAUUUAAUUGACAUUAUCACUAAUUGUUAUCAUUUAAUAACAAACAAAUUCUAAAGAAAAAAAAUGAAGAAAACAAAUAAAAGUAUUGCUAUUGUAAGACUAUUACAUUUUCUGUGUGCUCUUAUAUAUUUUGAACGAUUAGUUGGAACUAAUUACCCAGAAUAUUGUUGUUUUAUUUAAUUUAUUGUGUAUUUAUAAAGAAAAUUAUAGCGAUACAGUGCAGAGGUUUUCAAUGAGAUUAUUUUUUACAUUAUUAAAGCAUACUUAAAACGGUUAGACCUUGAUGACUCAACGUUAGUAACGUAAAUAAUUGAUUAUCUAUAUAAACAUUUAAAGUAUCAGAUUCAUUCACGUUUUAAAAAUUACUAGCGUUACUUCUCAUUGUAAUUAUAGCAAAGUUUUGUAUUAAAUGAAUACAAAAGUUCAUUCUGUAUUCAUUUUUAAUAUUGGAAUCGAACGUAAUUUCUACGAUAUUAAAGCAUGAUGAAAUGUAUCUAUUAAUUCCUGUUUACACUAUACAUCUUAAGAUUAUAGUUCAAAUCCUGUAAAUAAGUUCUAUAUCGUUUAAAUAAUUGUCAAUUUUUAGUAUACAUUCUGUUAUAUACACCUAAAUGUAUUGUACCAGUAUUAUUUCCACUAUUUUCUUGUACAUAUAGACAUUAUAUUGUUACCUUCAUUCAAUUUACCAUUUAUAGGAGCUUAUAACUUCAUGUUCAUUUUAUGUGAAUAAUGUAUCCCACAUCAUUUUCUUUUGUGUACAAAUGAGGAUAAUAGUUUUUAUAUUUCACUUAAUGUUAAGUAAUUUAGGUUAAUUUAUUUUCUAAAAGAGUUUUGUACAAAUAACUUUGCUGUUGUAAAUAGUUAUCUAUACUUCUUUAACAAUUUCGAGUAAUAAAAGUUUCUUUGUGUAAAUUCAAAGUUGGUGUGCCAAGAAGUAUUUUGUGUUGUGAUGAAUUGUACAACUUGUACUUAUUGUAUUUUGAUAUAUUUCUUUUGUAUGUUCAUAUUUAUGUGUACACAUCCCAGCGCUCAUCUUACUGUGCGUCAGGCUGUUAUUAAAUGUGAAGACAUUGAAAUGUUUGUGCCA